AAGGCUGCAACAUCGAUGGAUACAUCCACCCAGCGGCAGAGUGUACAAUAUGUGCUUUAAUCCUCCUCGCGUCCAGGGGAAAGAUGACAUCACAGGAGAGCCAUUGAUUCAACAGGAGGAUGACAGACCAGAAGCCCUGGUGGCCAGACUGAGACACUACAAAGAUGUUGCCAAACCUGUCACAGACUUUUAUAAGGCGAAAAGCAUCCUGUACACAUUCUCGGACACAGAGACAGAUCGGAUCUGGCCGAAUAUCAGCACACUUCUCAGCACAAAGAUCCCCACCAUCCAAUCAGAUGCUCGUUGUGCUUCAACUCACUGAGGAAAUCCACUGAAGUCUCAUAUCAAAGACACCGAAGUGGCCUCAUCUCAGAGGAAUUACUAAUUGACCACAUUUGGUUUCCAAAGAUUCCAUGCUAGUCAUUUUAAUUAUCGCAACUUGUCCAUUGGUAGUAUAGUAUUAUUCUUCAUAGUACUAGCUUUGAUUAUUUCUGUUUCUGAAAAGAUUUUAUAUAUUUGAAGGACUUGUUCUCCGCUUUUAGCAUUUGCUGGAAUCUGGGAAUCAGUCGGUAAAAUUCAACUUAUAUCUUACAAGUACAAAAGUUGUGAAAGAGAAUUAAUGAUUCCUAGAUUUCAACUCGGAGUGCACAAAUUUAUAUAGAUGCGAUUAAAUCACAUUAGAAUAAUGAAGGGUAGACGCAUGUGACCUUGUGUAAGUGAAUGAGACACUGAACUGUUCAAGCAUUCCAGUGAGAUUUAGUUAUUUCUGAAGGGGCUUUACUUGAUAUCAUCUCUGUCUGUGGUGUUUGCCUUUCUUAUAUAUAUAUAUAUAUAUAUAUAUAUCUCAUAGUAGUGUUAAUCAUGCUACUACACACCAUAAAAAAAAAUGCUAUAAUUAUUUUAUGUGUUUUACAAGCUCUAUAAUCCAAAUAUGCCACAUAUGCCUUGGAGAAGUACAAUUUCUUGAUCUACUGAAAUUGCUAUUGUGAACACCAGGCCUUAUUCUUUGAAAUACAUUGAUAGAAUGUUUACCUGUUAAAAAUCAAACCAAUGUAUGAGUAACAAUAUAGCAAAUGACAAUAUAUAAGAAUAAUGUUCUUAUUCUUUAAACACUGCUAGUUUUGGUAAAUACUGUUCAGCAUUACAUUUUUAAGAGCCAUAUCUGGGAAAACUGUUGAUAGAAAAUAAUCUAAUGAGGUUUUUUUUUUUUAUUGUACCCAUUUAAUAACUGUGACCAACAGUGAUGUAUUCUUUAUCCAGAAGAUUAAAGCACAGAUUAAUCAAAAGCCACAGAUUAAAUUACAAUUACAUUACACCGUUUGUCCCCAAAACAUAUAAGUGGAAGGAGUGUUAGGCACACAUGACUUUUAUAGUAGUCAGCCUAUGUUUAUUUCUCUCUGUUUAAUUUUCUUUUAUUCUUUCUUACUUCCCGUUCUCUCUCCCAUGUUCUGUUUCAGUCUUACAUACUUGUUUGCGUCUGCAAUACGGAAUGGAGAAAACACUUAAAAUAUCUCCACACCUUCUUGUUAUGCAAUACCAUAUACAAGAAUUUACAUGCCUGAGCUUUCCCUUUUUUUUCCAAAGAAAAUAAACUUAUUUUCACAGAAA
Messenger RNA from Sinocyclocheilus rhinocerous, 1608 nucleotides. Its product is annotated as adenylate kinase 4, mitochondrial-like. The transcript is spliced from 3 exons. Bases 50 to 322 code for a protein of 90 amino acids. The record is from RefSeq and is a predicted model, not a curated record. NCBI's taxonomy places the organism in Eukaryota, Metazoa, Chordata, Actinopteri, Cypriniformes, Cyprinidae. Gene Ontology annotation, molecular function: AMP kinase activity.